AUGGAGUCCUUCGUCAUCAAGACCCCCUGCUCCAGUGCCAACAUUGGCCCGGGCUUCGACGUCAUCGGUCUCGCUCUGUCUGUCUAUCUCGAGCUCCAUGUCACCAUCGACCGCUCCAAGACCACCUCCGACCAACCCCUCAACUGCCGCAUCACAUACGAAGGCGAGGGCGAGGGCGAAAUCGACCUCGAUCCCCAAGUGAACCUCAUCACUCGUGUUGCUCUCUAUGUCUUGAGGUGCCAUGAGCAGAGGUUCUUCCCCUCCGAGACCCAUGUCCACAUCAAGAACCCUAUCCCUCUUGGCCGAGGCCUGGGUAGCUCAGGAGCAGCUGUUGUUGCUGGUGUGAUGCUGGGCAAGGAAGUUGGCGGCCUGUCCCAUCUGACCGAAGACCGACUCUUCGAUUACUGUCUGAUGAUUGAACGUCACCCAGACAAUGUCGGAGCAGCAUUAUUUGGUGGAUUCGUCGGCACAUACCUGAAGCCUCUCACGCCUGAGGAUGUUGCUAGAGUAGAGAUUCCUCUGAGCGAGGUCCUGCCUGCCCCUGCUGGUGGUGUUGACACGGGAGAGAGGCCACCUGACCCACCUCACGGCAUCGGCCACCACAUCAAGUUCCCCUGGACCACGGAAAUCAAGGCCAUCGCAAUCAUUCCCGACUUCACUGUUGCUACUCACAAGGCACGCGAAGUUCUCCCUGCGGCGUAUUCUAGACCUGAUGUGGUCUUCAACUUGCAACGAAUUGCGCUUCUUCCCGUUGCUCUGGGUCAGUCCCCCCCUGACCCUGAACUGAUUCACCUGGCCAUGCAGGACAAGGUACAUCAGCCUUACCGCCAAACUUUGAUCCCCGGUCUCAAUGAGAUUGUGGAAUCAAUGUCCCCCAAGACCGACGAUGGUUUCCUCGGGGUGUGUCUUUCAGGAGCCGGCCCAACCAUUCUGGCACUUGCCACACACAAUUUCGAGGGGAUUGCCGGUAAGAUUGUCGACAAGCUGAGACAAUUCAACGAGAACAAGGACCUCAAGUGCACCUGGAAGGUACUGGAACCUGCUGAGGGCACCAAGGUGAUUCGAUGA
Clonostachys rhizophaga is the source of this 1068-nucleotide messenger RNA. The record is from the annotation of a GenBank genome assembly. NCBI's taxonomy places the organism in Eukaryota, Fungi, Ascomycota, Sordariomycetes, Hypocreales, Bionectriaceae.